CAUUCAUUAAUCCGGCAUACGCACGAGACGACCAACUUCGAACAUCAUCGCAAAACAAUCACUAUCAGUAUACUAAACGGUCUACGUUACCGAUAUCUUUGAGUAUUAUACAAAGACAACUGAGAAGAACUGUUGUUUACCUUUACGGAACGUGCAAUACGUGUAUAUAUUUUAUUAAUACAUAUACACGUGAUUGGAAAGAAAUAGAACAACCCUUUUUACUACGUCAUCAUCUUAUUCUUCAUUUUGUUGUUGCUGCUGAUGCUGUUGCUGUUUUUAUAAUCAUACUUCUCACUUGUGCUGACCUGAUUUUCGAGUUUGCGUGUUGAAAUGCGCAUGUGCGAACCCUGUAUCUCAAUUUACUACUACUACUACUACUAUCAGUGAAUUUCAUCCAGAAAAAAGGAGACUUUCAAGAGGGGAUAUUUAUAUAUAAAGGAUUAUUAUUAUUAUUGUUGGGGUUAUCACAACUAGACUCUCUUGGAAUUCAUCUCUAAUGAGGAAAAUGCAAUUGGAUUCGCUGAUACAAACGUUCAUUCUGACGAGCCGUACAUUAUUCCUAAUUUCCGGGCUGAUCAGCACGGUAUCCGGAGCACCGUUUGGUUACGGUCUCAACACCGAUAUCACGGAAUCUAAAAGUGAAAUGGAACCUUGGUUGCAACCAUGCGGUACACCGAUAACGGAACCAACCAUACAACCAAUCGUACGUCACAGCGUUCACAGACAAUUGAAGAGGAUACAAACGCAAAUAAGGAUUGCACACAAUCACUAUAAAGAAUAUAGAAAUGACAUUCGUCAGAUUUACAAUAAGGUGGACAAAGCGCUGAAAGGGCAGUACAGAUUAAAUUGGCUUCCGGAGAAUACGUUCGCAUGGUACGAAGAAGAAAUUUGGUGCCUCGAAAAGGGUAAAAAGGCGGAACGUGUACUUCCCCGUCUUCACGACGGGCUUCAAAGGUUCGCGGUUACUUUUCUAAAUUUACGAAAGUUCGAAUUGAAAUCGGAAAUAGAUGCCGAUCUUAGGAUAAACAAACGAAACGAGAUCAUGGAUACAAUGCUAACCGAAAUACUUCGAAUACUUUGCGAAGUAGAAACAAUGAUGACCAAUUUAGGAUUGGAAAUUCCAACCUCGCACAAAGCAGUCAUAGUUACGGAAAAUCAUGACUGGUCUAAGGAAGGUGAUCUAACUUUAUUGCUCAUUCAAGAUUGGGGUAUAUUAAGAUUGUUCAAAGAUUUUUUGAGCGAUUGGAAAAGUGCAUUUCGUAAUGCAACAAUGAGAGGACCAGGUACCUGUAUAACUACAGCACCAAAACCACCUAUGCUAAGACCGAAAAAAAUCGAUGAUUAUGCGAAAAAGAAGAACAAGAAGAAUCCCUGUCCUAAAAAGAAGAAAAUCAAGAAGAUUAAGAAAGACAAGGUCAACAAAAAAUUAACGGAUGGUUUACGUCUUAAUUUCAAUCAAACUGAACCUUUGUUACGAGGUACAAGACUAUGCCCAAGGAAAAGACUGACGAGGAAGAAACAAUUUACUUUGCAAAUUACUACAACGACGCAAUCAGCGACGACUAUUACAAAUUUCGAAUGAUUUUUUUUACACCAUUAGAUUUUAUUAUCUUUUUUUUUUACA
Molecule: messenger RNA, 1624 nt
Organism: Polistes canadensis
Lineage: Eukaryota; Metazoa; Arthropoda; Insecta; Hymenoptera; Vespidae
Exons: 4
Coding region: 497-1582 (361 amino acids)
Source: RefSeq, a predicted model, not a curated record